Molecule: messenger RNA, 1870 nt
Organism: Tuber melanosporum (Perigord truffle)
Lineage: Eukaryota; Fungi; Ascomycota; Pezizomycetes; Pezizales; Tuberaceae
Exons: 8
Coding region: 179-1621 (480 amino acids)
Biological process (GO): N-acylethanolamine metabolic process; N-acylphosphatidylethanolamine metabolic process
Cellular component (GO): cytoplasm; membrane-bounded organelle
Molecular function (GO): zinc ion binding; N-acylphosphatidylethanolamine-specific phospholipase D activity
Source: RefSeq, a predicted model, not a curated record
AUCAUAAUUGCAACCACAAAUUUGUAGCCCCGUCACUUUUUCCGCCAGCAAGCCCCACCCUUCCCCAUCAUAGCAUGUCACGGGCCCCCUCUCUUGGAAGGUGAAAGCUGGCGAUUAGACAAGAGAGCGGGAGAGAGAGUGGAAGGGAGAAAAAAAUAAAAUAUAUAAACGGGCUUAUAUGCGACCCCGUCCGGCUUCAGAUCUCUUCGGAUUCCUGCAAAGUUCACAUUCGUGCUUGCUGCAGAGCUAUCGCUUUGUUCCCAGGAGUUUGUUUUCACACAACCAAAUCUACAGUAACAACGUCAUACCACAUUUCAGCACCGUCUCGUCUCGCACGACAACCCCCACGAGGAUGUCCAGCACCAGGGCGGUUGUCGCCAGCGUCUAUAGCGUUUCCGUCUCUACACCGCAGAACCUCUCGAGCUCGCCGGAGGACGUGGCUAACAAGUCCCACCACUUGGAGAAUGGAAAAGGCUUUACAAAUCCCUGGCCGAGUUGGAGAGAUUUAGAUCCGAUCAAGGCUCUGAAAACCAUUGCUCGGCAUCGCGUGGGUCCUGACUCCGCUGGAAUUUGGGGUCCCUCAACUACCCCACCAACAGUUCCAGUCGUAACCCCUCAAUUCCUACCAGCCCGUUCCACUGUCUCUACUGAAUUCCGUGCGACAUGGCUCGGUCAUGCUUGCUUUUAUGUCGAGUUUCCCGGUGGCUUCCGCGUCCUGUUUGAUCCAGUAUUUUCAGAGAGGUGUAGUCCAGUACAAUUUAUCGGCCCAAAGAGAUACACCAAGAUGCCAUGCGAUAUUGCGGAUAUCCCUGUUGUGGACGCUGUGGUCAUUAGUCAUAAUCAUUAUGACCACUUGGAUCAUAACACAGUUAUAAAAUUGAAGAAGCACCAUCCAGAUGCCUGGUACUUCGUACCGUUGGGUAACAAGGCUUGGUUCGCCUGCUCCGGUGUCGAGAAGUGUAUCGAACUAGACUGGUGGGAGGAGCGAGAUAUUGUGCUCACUCCAUCCAAUUCUCAGAUCUCAGCCGGGUCUUCUCCCUCUACCGAUCCCAACGAACUAUCAUCGAAAGUGCAAGCGGAGCCCACAAUGGAAGGUCCCAAGGCGAAUGGCAUUGUUGCGAGAAUAGGCUGCCUUCCAUGCCAACAUACCAGCAACAGAGGAUUAACCGAUCGAGGUGCGACAUUGUGGGCCAGUUGGAGUAUAGAAAGCGGUGGAAAGAAGGUUUACUUUGGAGGCGACACCGGGUACCGUGCUGUCCCCCCGGACCUUCCGAAAUCUGUUGAUGAUUACGGCGAAGAGUUCAGAGACUUGCCAGUAUGUCCGGCUUUCAAACAGAUCGGGGAGCUGAGAGGGCCGUUUGAUGUUGGGCUGAUACCCAUUGGUGCCUACGUGCCAAGAGGGGUCAUGAGCCCCAUGCACGCGAAUCCAUACGACGCCGUGCGAAUUUUUGUGGAUACAAAGUGCAACAAGGCGCUCGGAAUUCACUGGGGUACGUUUGUAUUGACUGAUGAGCCUGUACUCGAGCCGCCGAGGUUACUGAAAGAAGCCCUCGGGAAAGAAGGGAUCGAGAAGGAGGGAGUGUUUGACGUUCUCAAUAUCGGGGAGACUAGGGAAUAUUGAGAAGGGGGUCACGAUUUGUAUGAGAGAAUGAAUGGGAGCUGAAAUAAGAAGUGGAGACGGGGGGGUUGUGAAAUGUGUGUGAGGGAGGGGUGGAGGAAGGGAACCGGAAAAAAGGUCUCACGAUAAGAAAGGUCUUAGCCGCGGCUGUGCUGCUAUGCGCAACAUAAAAAAAAAGGUGAAGCCCAUCCAUCAAUCGAUCGAGGGGGUCGUGUGCCUGCUCCCGGGAGUUUUGGUGAGUUUGAGGUUUAG